Molecule: messenger RNA, 3564 nt
Organism: Phytophthora nicotianae INRA-310
Lineage: Eukaryota; Oomycota; Peronosporomycetes; Peronosporales; Peronosporaceae
Exons: 1
Coding region: 1-3564 (1187 amino acids)
Molecular function (GO): calcium ion binding
Source: RefSeq, a predicted model, not a curated record
AUGCAGAGCAGCUUGGCGCCGUCCGUGACACCGCGUCCCGUGAAGCCGUCGGCGCCAGCGGUACGCGGUGGUCGAACGUAUUUGCUCAGUGCGUCGCCGAUCAAGUUAUCGUCUGGAAAUGCCGACGCCAAAGCCCCGAUGAUUCGACCGGCCGAGUCGCCAAUUCCCCCGACGAUGCGGAAGAAGCCGCUGAUCUUGAGCGGCGACAUUCGCAAUCUCGGGACCAAUUUCCAGCUGGCGACGGCGCGUGAAACGCUGUCGCUCGCGCACCUGGGCGACGUUUUUGCUGCUCACGGCAUCGUCAUCACACGCGCAGAGGCUCAAGCGCUUCGUCACGAGUUCGAGGAGAACAACGAGCGAGGACUCAGCUACGUCGAUUUCGUGGAUGAACUCGUCCGGUCUUUUCGAGGUCCCGUGACGGGUACGGGAGACACGGGCCGUCCAAAUGAAAAUGCCGGUCUCGUCGCUGGUGCUGCCUGUCGAGCACUCGCGAAGAAACCACAACUUGCAGAACAUUUGUCAAGGUUGAGUGCGCGUCAUUCACAACUUGUAGGUGAGAUUCGGGCUCUGUUAGGAGCCAACCUGCGCGUAUCUUGGACUGCCGUACGGGACGCUUGUCGAGCGGCAGAAAUCGGUGCAGGUACUAGAAAACUAUCAAAGACGACGUUCGCGCGCGUGUUGAGUGGCCUUAAUAUCCCAGCACUGUCACCUGCAGCAUUAGAGGAGCUUUCACAAGAUGGCUCCUCUAUCGACUAUCACGAAUUCCUUGCCCAAUUCGGUAGUAGCUUCCAGCACGGUGAUACCAACAACGUCAGCAACUCAUUGGUAUUCGAUCGACCGGCAGGUAAACAGAUCGCUGAAGUGUCAAUCGGUACGGGAGCCAACAACAUCACGGCGACCAACAAGACGCUACAGUCUCCUGGAGUCACCAGUGCGUUAGGUGGACGUUCACCGACCAAGAAGACCAACAAAAAUUCAAUCAAAUCAGAGACGGGAAAAGACCCCGUCCUGCUUGAACAACUUCGUAUCGUAGUGGGGAACAGAAUCAAGACACGGGCUGACGAAGUUUUGAACGUAUUCAGUGCUCUCGAUCCGUCCGACUUGGGCUUCGUUCCUGCUCCAGUAUUUACACAAGCACUGCGAGAUCUCCAACUAGUCGAGUCUGAAGAAGACGUUGCUACCGUGCUGUACGCUGUCGUGGAUGGAGACAACAGGGACAGCGUUGACUACCGCAAAUUCGUGACGAGUUUUGGCGAUGUGGUGCAUCCAAAAGGAAUCGAUGCGAUGAGGCGUAGCUUACAGGAGAACAGUUCAUUGGUCUUCCCGGGAUACAAAGAAGUCAAAGGAGCAUACAAGAACCGCGUGGCGUUAUCGUCGCCUGGAAACGAACUGAAAGAAGCGUUUUCACGUCUACCCGAUGCAAGUUGGAGAGCGAUACACGUAGAGUUAGAGCUCAGUGAUCCGCACAAAAGUGGACUGGUACCUACUGCUGAACUGCUUCGGGUACUGAGUAAACACCUUGGUCCAUUGCCAUCUCGACAUUUCGGUUCGCUCUUCCGCGCCUGUGGCUCUCACGCACAUCAACUUAUGGACUACAGAUCACUAAUCAAGAGCUAUAGACCUCGAGUGGUGGACACCGAGAGCUUCUUCGCCCCUCCACUUCAGGGUGACGGUGCACGGGGUGCGAUUGCUGUUGGUCUCCAGCAUAGCCAACAGGCGACAGCACCGACCGAGUCGCUUGUGCUCGUGUGGAGCGUCCGAGUCGCUAGAGCGCGUCUCGGUGUAGUGGAGUGGAGAGCGCUUCAAGACCGUCUUGCUGCGUGUGAUCCACGUCGACAAGGGCGCGUUUCGACGGCAGCGUUUGCACUCGCAGUACGUGACGCUCUGUCGUUGACAGAAGCUCAGAUAGCGUUCCUCUGUUACUUCUACGAAGACCGCAGUAUCGCUACCGACUCGCCAUUGAUCCGGUACGCGUCCUUCUUGACUGACUAUGAGGAUCCGGGAUUAGAAGCCAACGAUCCAAGCGAAGGGAGUUGUAAACCUCAAGGCAGAAGUAAAGCAGUCAUGUUCAGUAGUCCUUCACCUGGAGACGCUGAAUCGGAUCUUAGAACGGAAUUGGAGCAGCUACGUCAAUUCUUCCGAGCGAAUGUCGGUGAGUUAGAGCGGCUCCUGGCAGCUGAGGACGCUGAUACACGAGGCUUUGUCAGUCUCCCGAUAUUCACUCGGAUAUGCGCCAAGCUGAGCUCUGAAGUAGGCACAAAGUGGAGAGAAUCAAGAGCGACUGCCAAGUUCUUCGAGAGGUAUAUCGCACGUGGAGGACAGUUCUACUAUCGCGGUUUCUUGCUGGACAUGGACUGUAAAGUUGGUCUCCAAGCUCAGGCGCUUGUGGUCCAAGAGGAUGAUGAAGAGGAGGAACGAGACAGCUUUGACGAGGACUCGAAAGAUAAACCACUAGAUGUACACGAAGCACGUGCAGCAAUACGACACCUUCUGACGAGCUCUCGGUCGCAGCAAAGCGCAGUGUAUAAGCUUCUGGCGAACAUGGAUUCAAGUAGCUCUGGCUUACUAACGUAUCCAGAACUACGACGCGCUUUUGAGCGAUUGGGCGUUAACCUUCAAGACGAUACGGUGGUCCAAGAAUUACUGAGUUUCUACGAGGAAGAAGACGCUCAAGGUGAGCGAACAACCGGCCUAGUCAAGUAUCUGCAGUUGUUGCAUGCAUUGGGUGGCAAAGAUCCUGAUAAAGUGGGCAAGGACUCGAAUAUGAGCGAUCUAUCGAGUCACUGUUCGUACUAUAGUGCGGUGGGGAUCAGUCCUCGUGCAGUUCGUCGCUCUCCAGCUGCAAUUGCAGUCUCAAGACAACUGACCAGCCGAGCUGGUCACGUUCUAGCAGCGCAAGCUGUAAACCACGCAGUGGAAAACCCUCGAGCCUCUUUAAACGCCGGCGUUGGAGCUACAGCCGGGGCUGCUGCAGUGGAGCAGAAGCUUCAAAAAGCGCUUCAUAGUCAAGGAAAAACGGCGUGGAAACAGCUCACACGCAAACUACAGGCGCUUGACACUGAACGUCGAGGCAGUGUGACGCCUUCGUCCCUACGCAAAGUACUGGGAGAGCUCGGUAUCGAUCUGGAUCAGGAAGAAAUCGUCCGUCUUCAGCUCAAAUACGACGCGGAACAGAAUGGACGUCUCAAUUACCACGCAAUGUUACGUCAACUCACCAGUUCUUUGAGUAUUCUCGGGGCUAGUAGCAAUGGAACUGGAGCCGGCGACUUGUUACCGAGCAUAUCGUUUAAUUCCCCAGUGAAGAUCAAAGUUACAGGCAGCGAGACCAUCCCAGAAGAGCUGCGGCUUGGCGUCCAAGCCAAGUGGAAAGAAUUGUACGCGUCGUAUAAAGCACUCGACAAGAGCAACUCGGGUCGUGUGAGUGCGGCUCAUUUCCGUCAGAUGCUGGAAUGGUACGCGCUGCCUAUUACAGACACGAGUUUGCUAGCUGUUCUCCGAGCGUUUGACAGUGACGACGGCCUCGUCGACUACAACCGCUUCAUGAGAGCAUGUUUCCGAGGGUAA